UUUACUUGUUCGUGAAGUCCAAAGACAAGGCGUUCAAAACAAACUGACCUGUAUGUGUGGAAACUCGACAAGCUGAUAAAAGAAGGCGUUUAACGGUCAUCCCAUUCAAUGAUCGAUUGUCUGUCUGUCUAGAAYUUACCCACGAGGUAAUCAACGAUGUAAGAACGAGUGAUCUGCUGGGAUUCGAAAGAGCCUUUCCAGACUUGUUAGAUGUUCAAGCAGUGUGGAUGGCUUGCUAGCCAUGGGGUAUACGGGUGAAGUGACSUGCAAUGGCCAGUAAAGACCAAGCGAGUGUAAUCCGCCGAUCAAGUCGUGGAAGGACAGGCAUCGACGCAAAAACAAAAACCGAUUCCGGCUGUUUUGUCGACGACGAUGUAGAAAAACAAAUCGAUAAAUCACCGCCAAGAAACAAAAGCGAAUCGAAUUCGAAAUMCGAAUUUUUCAAUGCGAAUUCGCUUGAAAGAAAUAAAAAGAAUACRUCGAACAACCUUAUCAGCGGUAAUUCUUACAAUGCAGUGGCUCAUCAACGAGAAAUGAGCCACUCAGACGAAYUGUUGAACGAUGAAGAAGCGCAAGGAGAUUCUAAGGGCAACAUUAAUACUGACGCGAAACCAAAUGGAGAUUUUUAUUGCUUGUACUACAGUGACUCCCCAAAUAGUAGYUUGACAAGGAACAAAGAAAAAAGUGCGAAUUCUUCGAUAUCAGAUAAUGGUGAAGAUAUUGGUGCGAAAGCUGAAGAACUACUUCAGAAAGUCAAAUCUGAAGCUCUAAGAAACAAAUCAACWGAUGAUUCUUCAAAUAAGGUAAACGAGCUUCCCGCCAAAMGRAAACCACCUCCCGUUGCGCCAAAACCAAAACGAAAUUCUAAAAAUGACAGCACAUCGCCCAAAGAUCCAAUWCUGGAUGAGUUGGAGAAACUCGGUGCAUCUGUGGGUCGURACUUUAGCGAUGUCCAARAAAACGACUCAAGCGUGUUUUCCAACGCAGURAAAGAGCUACAAGUUGCCAAAACACCUGAAGAGUGCUUUAAUCGCUUCGAUGCAAUACAAAGCUCUCUUCUCGAGAACGUACCAGACACGUUAGAGCGAAAGAAAGCCAAAGAUGAAAAGGAACAGACAAGGAGAAGAAGCUUUCCUGGUGCCGACAGGAACCGGAAGCUCUCCGACGGCUCGAAUAAAGAUGUMAAUGGCAACAAAUCUAAAGAAAACAAAMAGCAAGAAUCUCCGAAGCCUUUAAAACAGAAAAGUGAAGUCAAGAAGUUUUCACGAACGGAGAGAGAAUCUUUGCAAUCGAUGAAAGAAGAUUCACAUCAUAAGCGCAGUCAUAUGAACACUGACACUUCYUAUACUCCAAAAUCUCUUUUYKCUCGUCCUGACUCGUACAGGAUCACAAAAACUGAAASCACGAAGAAGAUCGUUGACAAAAAAGAGUCAAACAAAGAGAAUAUUAAGAAGGAUAAAAAACCAAGCCAACCAACAAAAGGUGCMAAGAUUGGUAAGAAGGUGGAUACCKCAUCGAAAGGAAWUGGCUCCACGAAAACAAAAGAUCGAUUAAAGCUCCGUUCAUCCAGGAGGCGAAUAAAUGGAGAUCUYACMUCGAUACCAGAAGAUGGAGUCAUYGGUGURAGGAUUGACGAUUUGGAUGACAACGCUAUACCUCUAGCAAAGGGMGAAGAUGAUUUAUCUUCUGGUGAAGAUGAUCUUGACAAAUAUGAUGAAGAUAACAGUGAGGAUAUCACUGAUCCAUCYUUAGAAGAGCUGGAUUUUCCCCCUCCGCCUAGUCCUAGCGAMAUGGCUGUUGAUUCCACAUGUUGUUCARUAGAAACAACGGUCUCUAAAACAACAACUCAUGAAUCAAGAGUAAAUGUAAUUCAYGAAAAUUAUAUUUCAGGCUCAAGAAACAAUUCRCAAAGAYUUGAAAAUACGAAACUUUCYCAUGAACAGCUGACUUCUCAACAGCGUUUCGCUCGAGCUCAGUCCUCUUCCUUGAGUUCGGACGGUUGGACCUCRGAAUCAACUGCUGGAUAUUCGUCUGCAAAUGAUGCUGAUGACGAAAUUGAACGACUACCCGAGCUGGAGACUAGCGAGGACUUUGAAACGUACGAAGAUCCCGAGGAGAUUGCUGAUAUGACAUUCGGUACWGUYAUUGACGGGGCAGGAGACGACGACACKUACAUUGAGGAAGCRCCCCAWAGGAUACCGAGAAGUGACAUCAUUGUUGAGAGAAGACAGCAACUGCAGAGAAAACAUGUUGCAAUCGACAGAGAAGCUUCCUCGCCRACUUACAGCACUUAUUCACRUUUACCUCAAGAGAGUCUUCAGGAUGACGCCCAUGUGAACCACUACCCCAUCCAAAGYGAGGAAUAUCAGAUGGAUGUCGAUGUUCCGUACCAUUAUGAACCUGAAUAUUACGGAAACGAAAGUGAAGUUAUACAUCAUGGAAAGUCUAAUAUMAUUGACUCGAAUAUACCAAGAAAUAACCACAUUACGGCAGAUACGAUAUCCUUUAAUGACCCAGGUUUGGAAAGAGAAGACUUAGAAGAUUAUCAARUGGAACAAAGACCAAGAAAGGCUCAGSARGAAAAUCRCCCAGAUCCAAGUGGCUUUAUGACAGUCGAAGAUAUUAAGAGGYUAAUAUUCCAAGGACAAAAGCCAUCGAUUCCAAGAUCGAGUUCUUUCUGUGGUGCAUCAUCUCAUCUCAAAGAGAAAGCUUUACAAGARCAAGAUGAAUUCCAAAGGCAGUCCUGGUCAGGAUAUAGYRCAAGGCAGCAGCAACAACAACCAGUCAUUGAUCCUCUUGUGAGAGAAUUUCCUAGAAGAAACGCCCCUUUGGAAGUAUCCAAAAAMUCACCUUAUGUMAGAACCGUUGUUCAAAACCCCAAACGUCAACAUGAUUUUUUCAGCGACUCUAAUUURACUACMGCYAGCGAAGGGAUGAGAAACCGUGUUGGACGGUCACAGUCWUUUUGURGMGGGACAUCUCUACAACAUAGAACUAACUCAUUAGAGAAUUAUCAAAUUAAUGUUGUKAGAGGAGACAGAGGGAAGAGAUCGCGUUCAUUYUKMGAUGCUCCGCUACAACGAAGAGCGAAUUCGCUGGAUGAUCGUCAUCUUGAUAUUAUGAGUGAUAGUGAUGGUAGAGUAGGUCSUUCRCGRUCAAURAGAGGGCCACCAAUUCAGCGACGUGCCAAUUCACUUGAUGAAUAUUACUCCACAAACAAAAUGUCAUCUUCGAGUCAACGAUCAGGCCAGCCGAUACAACGUGGUCGGCUUUUCCGAAGCCCUUCCGAUAGUUCCUCCGACUAUAGUCAUUCAGAYAAUGAGCAAUACCACGGACAAUUCUCUAGAACCAGUACGGGSUYWCGCGGGGUAAGGAACUCUCCGGCYACACAGUAUAUUGAYACCAAAGAACUUUUCAAGCUACUKUCRCCACAAUCAAUGAAUGAGGUUGUUGAGCAGCAGAUACCUCMAGUGAAUAACUUACAACACAGCUCUCGGAAUGGGCGUUCGACCUUUCCCCGRAAGUCCUCGGAAAGCCUUCGUAUUCAAGCUAUUCGACGAGCCUCUCAGGCUAACAGCGAUAGUGACUCUGAUAAUUACGUUGAAACAUUCAAAAGUCUUCAAAACCAUCCACCAGUCAAGCAACACAMACCUGAAGUCAAAAAAGUAGAAAAUCGACCCACUCUGUCUCAAAGAUUUUCCGAUGUUCCACAACGUAUAAACUUCGACGAGCUAGCAGAGCAGCUGAAUCUACCAUCAGACGACGAGGAAGACGAMGUUGUAGACGGCAGACUUGGUGGUUCACGAUCUGAGUCAGAGUUUGGUGCAGAUUUAGAGUUUGAUUAUGGUGACUAYUUUGAUGACAACAAUAUGAUCGUUGGUGAAGCUUUGAGGUUGAAGAAAGUCCUUGGCUGUAAUACAAAGCAGGACCCUGAAUUGGAAACACUAGUUAGCGAGGUAACAGACCCAAACAUCCAAAAAUGUAAAUCAAGUCAYGUKUACGUAAAGCAAAGYACUCAAACCGAUGAAYAUYUACCAUUAGAGCGGCCGCCAUCUUAUAGUGAAGUCAGRAAAGAGAUGAAAGCAAAGCGAGCUAUUGAUAAUCCAAACCACUUCAACUUGUACGAUACAGAUAGCUCGUACUUGUCMGAGUCGGACAAUUCUGAAUAUAAUCAACAUGSUAGGCCUAYGUUUCAUUCGUACAUUCAAGCUAACACGAAUCGUCAAAGARCAGAUUCAGGGACYCAAACUGUGRUUAUWAAGCCACCAACAGAAAAGGCWAUCUCAACAGAYGAGYUAUUGAAAAUGYUAAUUAACUCUAGUCAAGGAAAUCUGYWAAAAAGUAAACCAACACAAAACGUGCAKMAAAAUCCUCAAUCAGUAGUUCAAAAUCUGUUGUUUCCCGCKCCACAGACCAAAGCUGCCAGCACCGGSAAUAUUCACUCGGAGAAAAAAUUUCCCGGCCACGUGCAUCAGCUCUAUGGAAGUACAGAUGUGAGUGGUGAACACAGUACUCUAAAUAGGCGUCGUGGUCACCAACCCCCGCCAAAGUAUCACAAAAGUCAUGAGUCCCUAAGAAGAGGCAAGCCUAGCACUGCCUCAUCUGACGUCCUUAGAGCAAAGCUCGUAAGUUCUUCUGAAAAUAUYAAAGACAACCMRAGGAGGGUUUUCGARGAGGAAGUCGAYUGCAUGAGAACCAAAGGAAUGGGAGACUUUAGUUCUGGUGAAAUAUCAUCUGGAUCGUCAUUAGAUGAUGUGKUGGAGACCAAAACCAGCCCWGUUGCCAGUGUGGCUUACAUUGGYUGCGAAGAAACGASCGCUAUUGAGACUUUACCUAGGGUUAGGCAGUCAUCACAUCGGAAAAGGCGUAAAGAGGUAGUAGGAUUCUUGUCAGAUCAAGAUAUCCCAACUGUUGUUCGCAACGAUAGUAAUAAGWAUGAUAAACUUGUGAGAGAAGUACCUAYGAAAACKUCUAAUGAUCUUAARCYAAGCAAAAACAUGGAACCCAAAAAUAUCGAUAGUGAGAAUUCAGAAARAAUUUUCUUGACAAAAAAGGAUAUACCAAGGAUCGAUCUUGACCAAUCAAACAGCGCGACGCCUAUACAUGACCAAGAAAAYACAUGCGUGGUUAACGGAGAUCAGAUAGUUCACUUCCCGCACGACGAAGUUCCGAGUCCAAACAGCGUYAAUGUGUUUAUUGAUUAUAAGAAAAACGUCAUGAAGGUAACRACAAGCACUCCAAAGAUCCAACAUGGAAAACUUAUUACAGAUUCKCCAACCAGCCUUAGCCCUGUAGCAGGAAGUCCUACUGAGAGAAAGAAGCUAUCUCCAAGGAGCAGCGUUGGCCAGGAAGAGUUUCCUCCCCGCUACGAUAGCGGCUCAUCWAGCGAGMGRUCUUCAUCGGUCUAUUCAUCAGACGAUGAAAAAUUCUUUGGAAGCAGUGAUACUGUCGUAUUUGURGACAAGACAACAGAGAGCCAAAGUAACAAGCCAAAUGUGGAUGUUGCUMYACCAARYGACCAAAGCGCAUGCGCAAAUAAUGGGYAUAAUGAUARCAUUACAGAUGACAUMAAUGCGUACAGCGCUCGUGUGGAUUCUCUUCUUCGAGAAGUGAGGUCGUCACUUGAUCUYGACUCCAUUGGAUCAGAUUUGCUGGACCAAGCAAUGGAACGUGUGAAAGACAGGCUGUCACCGCGUUCACCAGAUCAGGCMUUUGGAGGGCUUACAAUGGAGGCAUAUGUUGCUUUAAAUCAAGCUGAUGAACUGCAGUCAAUCAUCAAUGAAAUAAAGGGUGAGUUACAGAUUCUACAAGAAGAGAACAGCAUGCUGAAGGAGACUGUUGUSUCUCUYCAACUUGGUGACUCACAAAGCRCUAGUGAGACAACUGAAGCAAGUUUUACAGAAUCUGCUGAAAGAAUUGAAUCCAUUCGUAAACAAAUAGCUGCUGUUGUGGUGAAUAAACAAGGCGAGGAAAAAGAAGAAGAAGAUCUYAUUACUAUAGACGUUCUUCUUCGAGGAUUUGGAGARACAGUUGGAUUGAAGACUCACAGGAAAACGGACGUUAAACUUGGUCAAGUGACUGUAAAAGGAGGAGCGGACUGGACAGGAGUGUAUGACGCAGCGAAAACAACUUUCCUGGACCAUAUCAAGCGUAUCGCUCCGUCUUCAUGUUUGGGACUGGGCCCUACUAGCAUGUAUGGUGCUCAGAUAGGUGCAACCAUGUUGACACCAGAAACGCUGCGAAAAAAGAAUCCCCGUGUUGAGAUAUCGCGGAAAUUCAAUUCUUGUGUCAUCCAAUUGAAGGAUGGAAUGACAGACUCUUUUGAUACUCUAAUCUACGAUACACUUCUCCCCAAACGCGUUAUUGAGAAUUACGUUCAUCAAAUCCUUGAACAUCGUUUCGUUGUGUUGUGUGGUUCUCUUGGUAUGGGGAAAACACAUUUAGCCACAAAACUGGCGGAGCACAUAGCACAAAGGUUCGGAUCCAAAUCACAGAACGCAGUUCUAACCCUUUCAGUUGGUGAAAAAUCAAGGAAGGAACUCAAGAAAACAUUGGCGAAUCUCAUGAAGUGUGAUAUAUCCACGCAUUCAGACGGAGUUCCUGUGGUAGUGAUUUUAGACCAGCUUGAUUGUUUGGCGUCACUGGGCGAUAUUUUUGAUCCAAAACAGUUGGAAGGCAAUCGAAAUAGCCCAUUCAUCAUUGGUGUGAGAAACAAAAGCAAGAAAGGUCCCUUCUCAGCCAAAGAACUUGCCAUACAUAAAUACUUCAGAUGGUUACAAAUGUCUGUUUAUGAUCGACAUGUGCUGGGUUUAUUAGAACGAUUCUUAAGAAGGAAACUGAGCUGGUCUGACAACAUAUUUGAUGGAUCUCUUCAUCUGGCUGACUCAAGUCUGGCAAAGAAUUAAUCAAAUUCUGCUUUCGUACGUCGAUGUUGAAGUUACAAUMGGGCCAUCUAUGUUCUACACGUGUCCUAUGGACAUAAACACAGCUGAAGGCUGGUUCGUUAAUGUAUGGAACUACACUAUUAUCCCUUAUUUACACCAGAAUAUACGAAACUCAAGAAAGAUUUACGAGCGCGAUGUACCCUGGGAAGAUCCUACAAAGUGGGUGAUAAUGCGAUGGCCCUGGCUCAGGACAAAUGUGCUCCAGUCCUCCCCUAGUAAAGCUGGAAGUCUGGAAUCAUGGUCUACUGCCGACUGGGAAACUGCCUCUAUAGGGUCUGAGGAAGAGAGCAUUGCUUCAUCCACCCUCURAAGCAAUUACAAUCACUGAUAUUCGCUCCCCCUUCAUUAGUCUAGCAGAUACAUUUGGGCUUUUCGUUUAUGUCAGUGUGGAAAGUAUAUAUCUAUAUAUAUGGCGAACGAAAGAUUCUACUACCAUUAAAAGACAAAUUUCAGUUCAUAAAACGUUCAAUCCAGGGGGCAAUACAAAGCCAAAUAAAAAUAUCUUUUGUAAUUUCCAAUAUAAGCUCCAUUUAGAUAGGAAAAAGACAUAUAUUUACCAAUAAUUAGGGAAUUUUACAGUAAGUGUCCCGCGUAAGGAAUAUACCGAUCCGUCCAAAGCACGAGCAGUAAUACCUAUCUACUGAUGCUAUUUUUAUUGUAUGGGGCGACCAAAAYAUUUCUUAAUGAUAUAGGGACGUGUAUAUAUAAUUCCCAAUGGAGGCUUCACUGAAUUACCUAYGAUAAUAGGCGUGAUUGUAAACAAAAAUGGCGGCUAUCAAACGGAUUUCUACUUCUUCKACAGAUUUUAUGGUCGUAUUUUCGAUUAUUACUCACGAUUUAUACUAUUUACCAAACUAUAACAAAUUGAAAUUCAAGCUUGUAUGUCAAUUUAUAGACAAUCACUAACUGAAUUUAUAUCAGAAUGUAUGACACAUUGUAUGGACGUAAAACAACUAUAGUAUCCCAUAAUCAAUUGUACGUUUAAGGUUGGAUAAUUCAUUGCAUGUAAAGUUUAAAGUAUAUUUUAACUUAAUACAUUUUCUAAACUUGAAGUAUAUUCUUAAUAUUUUUCCAUGCUAAUAUGCAACGAAAACCGAACAUUCAGUGGCUAAUUCAGGGAAGUAAGGAUCCCUCCUAGAAAGUUUGUAAGUUAUUUAGUUAAUACCGGGAAAAACAUUAACWAAUGCCAGCUUUGYACAGUUGAACCCCCCUGGAUCAACGGUACAAUGUUCAUAAGUCAUUACGGGAAAUCGGUGUAAAUUUCGUGGCAAGUUUUSUUCAGUUUUCGAAAUAUUAUUAUUUACAUUGAUUUUAUACAGGGUUUAGAUAAAACAUUUCAUAAACAUCCAUAUAUUACGAAUGUAUUUUUUAACUAAAUGAUUUAAUGAAACCAAUAAAGCAAUUUUAUAUCAAUA
Messenger RNA from Exaiptasia diaphana, 8359 nucleotides. RefSeq lists its product as uncharacterized. Gene Ontology annotation, biological process: nervous system development; neurogenesis. Lineage: Eukaryota; Metazoa; Cnidaria; Anthozoa; Actiniaria; Aiptasiidae. The record is from RefSeq and is a predicted model, not a curated record.